Capsella rubella is the source of this 2480-nucleotide messenger RNA. Its product is annotated as probable receptor-like protein kinase At5g39030. Gene Ontology annotation, molecular function: ATP binding; protein kinase activity. Bases 1 to 2445 code for a protein of 814 amino acids. The transcript has a single exon. The record is from RefSeq and is a predicted model, not a curated record. Lineage: Eukaryota; Viridiplantae; Streptophyta; Magnoliopsida; Brassicales; Brassicaceae. Gene Ontology annotation, biological process: protein phosphorylation.
AUGAUCUGUUAUGUUUUGCUCGUUCUCUCUAUUCUCCUCUCCGUCACAGCUGGAGGAGGAGGAGCUAAGGCGGCAUACAAGCCCACAGAUGUCUUUCUCAUCAACUGCGGCGAUACUUCCGACAACAUGGAUGACAAUGGUCGGAAAUGGACGGCAGAAGAUUGGAAACUCCUGUCAUCGAAUUUAGUCAACGCAUCGUUGUCUUCAGAAGCUGCAUACCAAGACUCAGGGGUUACUCUGAUUCCGUACAUGAAAGCUAGAAUUUUCCGAUCAGAGUUCACCUACACUUUUCAAGUCACUCCUGGUUGGAAAUUUAUCAAGUUAUACUUUUACCCGACCCGAUAUGGAUCCGACUUCGUCCCCAUCAGUUUUUUCUUCUCUGUCAGCGUAAACGGUUUCACUCUCCUACGAAACUUCAGCGCUGAUUUAACGGUAAAAGCUUCUAAAAGAGAGUCAACUUUAAUCAAAGAGUUUAUCGUUCCAAUUCACCUCUCCGGGUUAAAUCUCACGUUUAAGCCGUCUCCAAAUUCGUUAGCUUUUGUUAACGGUAUCGAGAUAGUCUCCAUGCCUGACCGUUUUUACUCAAAGGGAGGAUUUGACGACAAAAUUACAAACGUUGGCAGGGAAUUUGACUUGGAGAUAGACAACUCCACGGCUUUCGAGACGGUUCACCGGUUAAACGUAGGUGGACAAAUGGUGGGCGAGGACGAAGAUUCGGGAAUGUUUAGGCGGUGGCUUUCUGAUGAUGAGUACCUACUCGGUGGUUCUGGAGUUAUUCCGGACAUAUCAAAUGUGAUGAUCAACUACACGGAAAAAACUCCAGCAUAUGUUGCCCCGGAAGAUGUGUACACAACAUGCCGCUCGAUGGGAAACCCCAAAAAUCCUGAGGUAAACCUGAAUUUCAACAUGACGUGGUUUUUUACAGUCGACGCCGAGUUUAAUUACCUCGUGAGGCUUCAUUUCUAUGAGACUGUAUCCGACCAAGUGAACAAACCGGACCAACGCGUCUUCACCAUCUUCAUCGGGGAUCAGAUUGCUAAGGAAGAUAUGGACGUGAUUAGGUUGAGCGGUGGUUCUCGGAUUCCGAUGUAUCUUGAUUUCCAAGUAUAUGUUGGUUCUGAAAGUGGGCCAAGACCUGACUUACGACUUGACUUGUAUCCUUAUUUGAAAUAUAAUCCAACAUAUAUUGACGUCAUUCUGAAUGGUGUAGAGAUUCUCAAGCUUAACAACUCAGACGGUAAUCUCGCCGGACCUAAUCCAAAUCCUCCAUUAUCAUCAAACUUAACACCAAACCGUGUACGGCCGCAGAUGAAAGGUAAAUUACAUGUCCUGGUUAUAAUCUUCAUAGUCGUUGGUUCUGCAAUUGGGCUGGUGGCUUUUAUUGUUGUUAUCAUGUUGUCAAUACGUCAUAUGAAGAGGAAGAGUAAAAAGGAAAUUAGUGUCGUCAUGUACAAGAAGCUACUGAAUAUGUACACUUAUGCAGAACUAAAGAAAAUUACAAAGUCUUUUUCUUACAUAAUUGGGAAAGGAGGAUUUGGAACCGUGUAUGGAGGAAGUCUUUGUAAUGGUCGUAAGGUUGCAGUGAAGGUCUUGAAAGACUUGAAGGGAAACGGUGAGGAUUUCAUCAAUGAAGUCGCAAGCAUGAGCCAGACAUCUCAUGUAAACAUUGUUUCUCUUCUUGGUUUCUGCUAUGAAGGGUCUAGAAGAGCGAUUGUGUAUGAGUUUUUGGAGAAUGGGUCUCUCGACCAGUUUAUGUCUAGAAAUAAGUCACUGAGUCAAGAUGUUACGACAUUAUAUGGAAUCGCGUUGGGCGUCGCUCGAGGAUUGGAAUACUUACAUUAUGGCUGCAAAACAAGAAUUGUGCAUUUCGACAUUAAACCUCAGAAUAUUCUUAUAGACGGCAAUCUUUGUCCUAAAGUUUCAGACUUUGGACUCGCUAAGCUUUGCGAAAAAAGAGAAAGCAUUUUGUCGCUGAUUGAUGCAAGAGGAACUAUAGGUUACAUUGUACCUGAGGUGUUCUCAAGAAUGUAUGGCAGAGUCUCGCAUAAGUCUGAUGUGUAUAGCUAUGGAAUGUUGGUGCUCGAGAUGAUUGGAGCAAGGAACAAAAGAGUUGUAGAAACUAUUGAUCCCGUUGCUAGUUCGACUUACUUUCCAGAUUGGAUCUAUAAGGAUCUUGAAGAUGGAGAACAAACAUGGAUAUUGUGUGAUGAAAUAGCCAAAGAGGAAAAAGAUAUUGCAAGGAAGAUGGUUUUGGUAGGUCUCUGGUGUAUUCAACCAUGCCCAUCAGAUCGUCCACCGAUGAACAAAGUUGUUGAAAUGAUAGAAGGAAGUCUCGAUGUGCUUGACGUCCCACCUAAGCCUUCUAUGCAUAUCUCCACUGAAGUUAUUCAUGAAUCUUCUUCAGUUUCUUAUGGCGAGGAAAUAGAGGAUGAAAUGACUUGGUGAUAAUUAUUGAUAUGAAAAUUCAUGUAGGUUUUGUU